GCGGUGCGACGGCGCUGUAGCGUAUCUUCCCGCCGUCCCCCCAAACGACCAUCGGUCGACACAGUCGCGUUUUGGUUCGGUUUGCUAUACGUAGUUCGCUUGUGUUUUAUUGUUUUUUAUUUAAAGUGUUGUUUACUAUACUGAUUGUGGGACGGAAAACUGUGUAAUAGUUACGUGUUAUAUAAGUGACUCAAUGAAAUUAUAUUUUUCGAAUGGAUUGAGUUACGAUGUUACCUCCUACGGCCGGAAUAGCGCAAGUUCAACGUGACCGGCCCGAAAUGGCAUACCAGCAACGACGUGACGUGCGAGAAAUAACAAGGGACAUUAUUAGAGAAGCCCGCAUUUCAAACAGACAAUCCAUGUCGCCUGGAGCUCGAGACAGAUUUCCGUCGACGUCAUCGACGGACGACAAUGAGUCCGGCACAGACGGUGAGGCGGACCGAUCCCGACGUGCGGGACUAUCGCACGUACACCCUGGACCGCCGCCGGGUGGUAUAAUAGUGCGCAAGCGACGCGGUAACCUGCCGAAGCAUUCUGUGAAGAUCCUCAAGCGCUGGCUGUACGAGCAUCGCUACAACGCGUAUCCGAGCGACGCGGAGAAACUCACGCUAAGUCUAGAGGCUAAUCUGACCGUUUUGCAGGUAUGCAACUGGUUCAUAAACGCGCGGCGGCGCAUCCUGCCGGAGAUGAUCCGGCGCGAGGGCCACGACCCGCUGCACUACACCAUCUCGCGGCGCGGCCGCAAGCAGCUGGGCUCGGGCGGCGCGGGCUCCAGCGCCGGCGUCGUGGUGUCGUCGUGGGACGGCGAGGGGGAGGGCGAGGGCGAGGGCGAGCGCGAGCGCGGCCGCGACCACGACUACGGCGACGGGCUGCUCGUGUACCGCAGCGACGGCGACGAGCUGGCCGACGGCGAGGAGGGCUACUCGUCCAGCGCCGUCAGCGAGGAGGAGGUCAAGUACGACCCGUCCGUGUGGCAGUCCGUCAUCCGCUACGGGCCCGAGGACCGCGACCUGCACCCCGCCGCCCGCGGUGGGAGUGUAAUGCGAAGGCGCGGUGGCGGCAGGUCCGCGGCCGUGGUGACGGUGCGCACGGCGGAGGAGGGCGAGGGGGAGGGGGAGGGCGAGUCGGGCGCGGGCGGCUGGCAUCCGCAGCUCGCGCAUCUGCCGCAGUUGCCGCAUCCGCUGCGUCGCAAGCUGCAGGCGGCGGGCGGAGCGGGCGGCGCGGGCGCGGAGGGCGAGCGCGACAAGUUCAAGUGCCUGUACCUGCUGGUGGAGACCGCCGUGGCCGUGCGCCAGCGCGAGAAGGAGCAGGAGGAGGUGCCCGUCUAGCGCCGGAGAAUGGCUGCAAAAACAGUUGGACGUGUUCAUCUCGCAGGAAUUGUAUGGUACGGCUAUGUUUAACCUAACUUCCAUUAAUGUAGGCCCACAUAACUUAGACAUUGUAGAAAUUUCUAUUUAAUUUCAUAUACGGAUGUGGAGGACACAUUUAUAUAAUAUAUAAAUAUAUAAUAAAACAUCUCAAUUAUUCAUUUAAAUUUAUACAGUUUGAAAGAUAUGUAGUUUUAUAUGUUUUUAAAGUCCCAUCCGUAUUCAGUAAUUAAAUGUAACAAACAUAGCACUACAUAUCUAGUAAAUAAUAUUGUGUAGCUCUAUAUCAAGAACCAUUCAAUAAACUGGGAAAGUUUCGCUUGAAUACAGUAACAAUUAAAUAUAU
Messenger RNA from Vanessa tameamea, 1713 nucleotides. It is a transcript of the gene Achi, whose product is annotated as homeobox protein Meis2-like. The transcript has 7 exons. The record is from RefSeq and is a predicted model, not a curated record. Gene Ontology annotation, molecular function: RNA polymerase II cis-regulatory region sequence-specific DNA binding. Bases 228 to 1328 code for a protein of 366 amino acids. Lineage: Eukaryota; Metazoa; Arthropoda; Insecta; Lepidoptera; Nymphalidae. Gene Ontology annotation, biological process: regulation of transcription by RNA polymerase II.